Lucilia cuprina (Australian sheep blowfly) is the source of this 5704-nucleotide messenger RNA. RefSeq names its product E3 ubiquitin-protein ligase HECW2 (gene Hecw). NCBI's taxonomy places the organism in Eukaryota, Metazoa, Arthropoda, Insecta, Diptera, Calliphoridae. Gene Ontology annotation, biological process: regulation of dendrite morphogenesis. The record is from RefSeq and is a predicted model, not a curated record. The transcript is spliced from 6 exons. Gene Ontology annotation, molecular function: protein binding; ubiquitin-protein transferase activity. Bases 717 to 5684 code for a protein of 1655 amino acids.
UCUGGCGUUAAGUUGCUAAAAAUUACUAGUGUGUGAAAAAUUUUAAAUAAUUAUGGAAAAAAUCAAGUUUUUUAAAGAAAAAUUAAAGAAAUGCAUUAAAUAAAUAUUGCUGUUUAAUAUUAACUAAAGAAAUAAUAAAAAAAUAUUAUUUUAAAGUCGAUUUAUUUGAAAACAAAAUGGGUCAUACAAAGGCAAUUAACAAACCAGGAAAUUAAUUAAUCUUUUUCAAUCGCACACCAAUAUAAAACUGAAAUAACUUUGUAUAAAAAGUGUUUUUUUUAUAAAAACACAAAUCAUUAAAAGUUUUAGCAUUAAAUUUGCAAAAAUUUGUAUAGUUUUCAAAAAGAAAAAAUAUAUAAAAUAUGAAAAAUUUAAGAGAGUCACUAUGUAAUUAGAGCAUAUUUAGAAAAAUCUAUAAAUCAAAAGUAGAGCAAAAAGAAAAGUGAAGAAAAGUCAAUCAAAGAAUAUAACGAUCAAAACAAAAAAAUAAAAAUAAUGCAAAAUGUAAAUAAUAAAAUACAUUAGAAAUAUUUAACGAAAAAAAACUAAUCUAGUUAUUUUAACUAAAAUUAUAUAACAUAGAAAAAUAUUGUCAUGAAUAUUUUAAAUAAAACAAAGGGAGAAAUUUUUGCCAUAAAAACAUGUUAGCUAAAGAAACCAACGUUUGUUAACAUUCAACUCACCUGCAGCAAAUAUAUAGUGAAAGGGAAUUCAAAAUGGCGGAGGGUGGUAUAGGCAAUUGUAAACAAUCCACUCUAACGCCGGCAACAAGUGGCGAAUGUGGUGGUAACAACAUAGAAAUGAAUAAAAUCCAUGAACAAAAGGAGUUUAACACUGACAGUAGCAACAGCAGCAGCAACUGUCUUGCUACUUCUGCCACAGCUAAACAAAUAACAACAACAAAUAAUGUAAACAAUAGUAAUUUAACCACCCUAAAUAAUAGCAACAAUAACACACACAUAAGCAUGAACCACGACGAUAAUAAUGAUGACGAAGAUGACGAUGAGAGUAAUCAAACAUUUUAUGAAGCUGCCGGUGAACCGGAACUAGUAUUGACAUUUGAAAAAUCAUUGAAAACAACAAAUGACGUCACAUCAUCAUUAGCAGCUUUGCCGCCAACACCACCAUUCUCUCUGUAUGGUGUUAAUAAUGCAGAUACUAAUAAUAUUACUACUACUACUGCCAAUGUGCAAAAACACCAACUACAUUUGGAUGAAAAUUUUUUAAGUGUUCAAAUGGAUGAAAAUGCUGCUGCUGAUACAGUUUUAUGUGGCGAUGGUCUCAAUGAUUUAGAUGAAGAAUGUGAGGGUGCUGUGGGUAUUAUUUCUUCUAUAAAGGACGCAUUAAAAGAUGAGGAUGAAAAGGAGUUGAAACUUUUGUAUACGACACAAGAUGAUUUUAUUCAAGUGCAGCAAGAAGUGGAUGAGCAACAGCCUGUUGUGAUGAGGCGGAAACGAGACAAAUCUCUCAAAGACUUCAAUCACAUAAAUAAGACAAACUUCACCAGUGCCGAGGAAGAACAAGCCCAAAAGCAAAGACAGCAAACUCUGCUAACUACAAAAUCAUGUGAAACUCCAGCUUCUACAACAACACUCUCACCAACUAAUUCCUACAACGGAAGUAUUGGUAGUGACGGUGGAGGAAGUGUAGGAGGAGGGGCUCGUCGUAAAUCAUGGACUUUGUCGCCACAAAGUGGUACUUCAACACCCUUAAGUGGAGCUAAAAAGAAAGAAAAACGUUCUAGUGUAAAAUCACCAGCUUCCUCCACGCCAACAGCGGCGACAGCCACCGAUUCCUUUAACUUGUGGAUAGCACGUGAAUGUUAUGAAACAGUACCGGCAGAAACGGUAUUCGAAGUUGACGACACUACUCAAAAUAUAGUAAGACCAGCCAGUUUUACUAUAGAUGAAGAGGCUGAUGAAGAAGCGGCGGCAGUGGAAAGUUUAUUGGGGGCGGCGGCAGCUUUACACGCCUCAGCUAGCGCCAACAAGGAGGCCCAAAUACAUAGACGACAAAAACAUUUGCGACAGCCACAGCAUCGGCCGUUAGAAAGAUCUUGGCCACCGAGAGCUCUGGGUAGAGAUUUUCGUUUACAGGGGGAUGUAUUCAAAUUUGAUAUCUUAGAUACUGAUGAUUCUUUGGAGGCAGCUUAUGGUUCCUCCAAUGGAUUUGCUAGUAAUUCCAAUAGCUGCAAUAAUUCCCCUUUGUAUCUUCUGAACAGUGGCAAUUCUUCCUCUAACUCUAGUCCCCAAUAUGAGUUAAAUAAUGCCACACCUUCAUCGCCGGCCAUGAAAUUUAAACCUUUAAUUAAGAAGAAAAUUGGGCCAGAUAGUUAUAUUAAUACCAUAACCACCAAAAAAGUGCCAGCUACGGAAACGUAUGAAUUUCCAGCAUUCCCUACUAAAGAGACAACUUCCAUUAAUCAAUUUCCACAAACUCCACCCAAUACUUCCGCUGUAUCUUUGAGACAACAUAGGCCUCUUACUAGAACCCUUUCGAAUGGCAAGGCGGGUUAUGAAGAGCGUCAAUCACAAUCACCAAGUAGAUUAAUGUUGUCUCCCAAGCGGCACCGUAGCCCACCAUCAGGUUGCUCUACACGCAGUGCUUCACCAUUGGAUUUUCAAUUAUCACCAGAAGCCCAGGUAUUGGGACAAACACAACAGGUGUGCUCAUCCACAAAUGCUAUUGCUUCGGCCACACCUUUAAUACACAAUCGACCACAACAACGUUUGCUAAAACGUGUAGGCGGGGUGGGGGCAGGUGCUACAGCUGCAAAUUUAAUAUGUCCUCCAACACCAACCCAUCAUGCUCGACGUCAUGCCCGCAUGCAGGCUGCUGCAGCUGCUAAUAUGGCCAUUACUAAUAAUAACCUAGAUGACACUUAUAUUGGCUCUAGUCCAAGGGGUAGUGGGGGUGGAGUUGAGUCCUUAGGAGGUGGUGGUGCUACUGCUGUACAUACUAGUCAUUUAGAUUAUAAUUAUUUAUCUUCAAGAACACCACCUUCGUCGCCAGCCUUUCAAGGUUCUGCUAGCAUGCGUAAUGACGAACGUGUACGUACUGCUGAUAUUGUGCAAUUGCAAGGUAGCAAUACCACUGCUCAUUCCCAUCUAGAGGAUGUAGAAAAUGAGGAGGAUGAUGCUGAAAAUACUACUGAUGAUAUGGGUGUGGUGCAUAUAACUAGCACCCGUUUACCCUCUAUACCCGAAAGGGGAGCUGCUGGUGGUCUUUUGCGCACGAGCGCUAUUUUUUCAGCCGAAGCUGAUCCUGCUAAUGUACAAGUUGCUUCUGAACCUUUACCCCCUGCCUGGGAAGCUAGAAUGGAUAGUCAUGGACGUAUUUUUUAUAUUGAUCACACUACCAGAACUACAUCCUGGCAAAGACCAGGCUCUAAUGGCUCCGGUUCUCUGAAUGGUCCCAGUGGUCGAGAGCAACAUCAUCGCCAACAGCUAGAUCGCAGAUAUCAAUCUAUACGUCGUACUAUAACCAAUGAAAAUCGUUCCAAUGCUAUUGCUGCCGCUACAAAUAAUACCGCCUCCAACGUCAACGACUCCUCAACUCAACAGACCUCGCAAUCUUUAACACUCCAUCACCACCACAAUAAUAACCCAACUGCUUCAGCUCAAUCCGCUUUUAACUUUCAACAUGUCAAUCUCUCGGUACACCCAGCUGUUCUAAUGUUAUGCCGUCCGGAUUUUUAUUCCAUGCUUCAUACCAACGAAGAUGCAUUAGCCAUAUACAAUCGUAAUGCUGCCUUAAAACAUAUGGUUAUACGUAUACGUCGUGAUCCUUCGUGUUUUCAACGUUAUCAAUACAAUAAAGAUUUAGUUGCUCUCGUCAAUUCGUUUGCCCAACUUAAUCGUGAUUUACCCUCGUGUUGGGAGACCAAACUCGAUCAGUCGGGUAAACAAUUUUUCAUAGAUCACAAUAAUCGCCAGACUUCAUUUAUGGAUCCACGCUUGCCACUAGAGUGCCCACGCAUAAUACGUCAUCGUCAUCAACAGCAACCUUACGAUUCAAUCGAUGGCAAUUGUAUGUCAUCGGGCAAUCCUCCCUUGCCACCACCACGUCCUAUAUCGACGACAUCAACCUCAUCAGCAGCCUCAACAAAUCGUCAAAGUCAAUUUAUGCAAAAUGAUAAUAUGCCACAUUAUACGUCAUCUUCAUCGGCGUCAGCUUACAAUAAUGGUCCCAGUUCUUCGAGUGUUUCAGCUAAUAAUGGUUAUAAUGAGGUUCCUGUUGCCUACAAUGAAAAGGUUAUUGCAUUUUUGAGACAACCCAAUAUUAUAGAGAUUUUACGUGAACGUCAAGGUCAAAAUAACGUUUCACGAUCGUUAAGGGAAAAAAUAAAUAUUUUAAGAGUUGAAGGUGUACCAGCGUUGGAAAGAUUGGCGCAUGAUUUACAGCUAACAAUGUUAUUAAGUCUUUUCGAACAAGAAAUUAUGAGCUAUGUGCCCAUAGAAGAACGCAGUCCUCAGGGUUCACCCAUUUUGAAUUCACGCAUGCUACAGCGUGCACCACCACCAUUUCGACGUGAUUUCGAAGCCAAAUUAAGAUGUUUCUAUAGAAAAUUGGAGUCCAAGGGUUAUGGUCAAGGACCACAUAAAUUAAAAUUACAAAUACGUCGUACACAUUUGCUGGAAGAUGCAUUUCGUCGUAUUAUGUCAGCCAAUAAAAAAGACUUACAAAGAGGCCGUUUGGCCGUCUUAUGGGACACCGAAGAGGGUCUCGAUUAUGGAGGACCAUCUAGAGAAUUUUUCUUUUUAUUAUCGCGAGAACUAUUCAAUCCCUACUAUGGACUGUUUGAAUAUUCCGCCAAUGAUACUUACACCGUACAAGUUUCACCAUUAUCGGCCUUCGUUGAUAACUGUCACGAUUGGUUCCGUUUUAGUGGUCGUGUUUUAGGCCUGGCCUUAGUCCAUCAAUAUCUAUUGGAUGCAUUUUUCACGAGGCCAUUUUAUAAAGCUUUAUUAAGACUUCCCGUAGCUUUAAGUGAUUUAGAAUCAUUAGACAAUGAAUUUCAUCAGUCAUUACAAUGGAUACGUGAUAAUGACAUUGGAACCGGCAUAGACUUGGGCUUAACAUUCUGUGUAACAGAAGAGCUAUUGGGUCGUGUGGUGGAGAGAGAACUUAAGCCGGGUGGCAAAAAUAUAAUUGUCAAUGAGAAGAAUAAAAAAGAAUAUCUCGAACGCAUGAUUAAAUGGCGUUUGGAGAGGGGUGUGCAAGAACAAACGGAAUCAUUAGUACGUGGCUUCUAUGAAGUUGUUGAUUCUCGUUUAGUUUCGGUAUUCGAUGCCCGUGAAUUGGAAUUGGUUAUAGCUGGUACGGCUGAAAUCGAUAUUAACGAUUGGCGUCUAAACACCGAAUAUCGUUCCGGUUAUCAUGAUAAUCAUCAGGUUAUCAUAUGGUUUUGGCAAGUUAUCGAAAAAUUUACCAAUGAACAGCGAUUACGUCUCUUGCAGUUUGUCACCGGCACCUCUAGUAUACCCUAUGAGGGUUUCUCAGCCCUCAGGGGUUCCACCGGACCCCGGAGAUUUUGCAUUGAAAAAUGGGGUAAACCGAAUGCUUUGCCCAGAGCUCAUACCUGUUUUAAUCGUUUAGAUUUACCACCAUAUCCUACACCGGAAUUACUCUAUGAAAAAUUACUAUUGGCUGUCGAAGAAACAAAUACUUUUGGUAUCGAGUAAGUAAGUGAGUGGUUAUUAAA